AUGACUACUGGCCCGGGCCUUGACGCUGCCAUGGGCCGACCGCGGCAGGACUCGUUUGUCAGCGCCGGCCCCAAGCCCAUCUCCAUGAACAUCCAGAACCGCGACAAUGUCAACAGGAAUCGUCGCGAGAGUCUCGCCGGCAGCCUCAUGGGCGGCGUGAGCUGGGGCGGCAUGUCCUUUGGCAGUUUUGUGAGGGACGAUAUCAUGAUGCAGGGAACCUCUCCGUUCACCGGCGGCGCCCACGCGUCUCCGUCAUUCCACUCUUCAUCUUACCUACCGAAGCUUGAGGCUAGUUUCAUGCGAGACUUCACAUGUUGCGGCAAGAUUCUGCCAAACUUACAUGACUUGCUGCAGCACUAUGAGGAGGCCCACACACAGGCCAGCCCCUCUGCUACGCGAAACAGUGCUUUCAACCAAUACGGCCAGCUAGGCAUUCAAGGAUCACCAAAGUUGCCGAACCCGAGGGCAACUCCAGGGCCUGGCCAAGGUCCGCAGCAACUGGGACAACAGCGCUCGAUCGGUGGCCCCGGACUCCAGCUGGGCGGGCCUCAGCGAGUUGGCACCUCCAUGCUUCAGAUGUCCACUUCCAUGAGCAACAAUCUCAAUGACGACAUGGAUGCCGUUGCAGAUAUGGAGAUGGAUGAUGCCAUUGGCGCCAUGGACAUGGACGACAGCCAAAAGAUGCAUCAGACUCGCCAGCUCUUCGGCCAACAGCAGCGACCACAGCUCAACAUGAACACCUCCGGCAUUACUCAAGGUCUCCGGACGUCACAGCCGCCCACCCCCGCAGCCGCCAGCUUUGGAUUCCAGAACAACCCCACUGUUUCCUCUGUCAAUACCCCUACCCUUACGACCCAGCAGCAGAUGCCGCAGCAGCAGCAACAGCAGGCCCAACAGGCCGGCAUGGGUGACAUGGAUGAAGACCUCCCUGGUAUGCCAAUGGGUGGCGACGCUACUGAUCUUGGCGACAUGACGUUUGGUAACGGCAACAACAACGCUAAUAGCGACUCUAAUUUCUGCAUUAACGAUCCCGGCAAGCAUUUGUUUAGCCCCAACGGCGCAUUCCCGCAAGGUAACCGAUCUAUACAAGCACAGCUCGCGCAGCUCGGCUUGACUAGCGGUCAGUUUGCGGACCCCGAGGCCAACAAGGCGCUGCUUGCCCGAUUGCAGAGCAUGAUGAUGCCGGAGGAACACAAGCCAUUCAAGUGCCCGGUCAUUGGCUGCGAGAAGGCGUACAAGAACCAAAAUGGACUGAAGUACCACAAAGCUCAUGGCCACCAAACCCAGCAACUGCACGAGAACGGUGACGGAACCUUUUCCAUCGUCAACCCGGAGACCAGUGCGCCUUACCCGGGUACUAUGGGUAUGGAAAAGGAGAAGCCGUUCAACUGCGAGACGUGCGGCAAACGCUACAAGAACCUCAACGGCUUGAAAUAUCAUAAAUCCCACUCUCUUCCUUGCAACCCCGAAUUUAAGCUUCAAGCUCUAGCCGCCGGUCUUAAUCUGCCAGGCAUUGGAGAAGACGUGAUGUUGCAGUGA
Trichoderma asperellum CBS 433.97 is the source of this 1539-nucleotide messenger RNA. RefSeq lists its product as uncharacterized. The record is from RefSeq and is a predicted model, not a curated record. Gene Ontology annotation, cellular component: nucleus. Lineage: Eukaryota; Fungi; Ascomycota; Sordariomycetes; Hypocreales; Hypocreaceae.